Trichoderma gamsii is the source of this 816-nucleotide messenger RNA. RefSeq names its product proteasome component PUP1. NCBI's taxonomy places the organism in Eukaryota, Fungi, Ascomycota, Sordariomycetes, Hypocreales, Hypocreaceae. The transcript is spliced from 2 exons. Gene Ontology annotation, cellular component: proteasome core complex. The record is from RefSeq and is a predicted model, not a curated record. The coding region runs from base 1 to 816 and encodes 271 amino acids. Gene Ontology annotation, molecular function: threonine-type endopeptidase activity.
AUGCCGGGCUUCGACUUCUCCAACUACAACCGCAAUGCGGCCCUGCAUGCCCGCGGAGUGCCUCUACCGAAGGCGACCAGCACAGGAACAACCAUUGUCGGCUGCAUCUUCGACGGUGGCGUUGUGAUUGCUGCUGAUACCCGAGCCACCUCCGGCCCUAUCGUCGCCGACAAGAACUGCGAGAAGCUUCACUACAUCUCCCCCCAGAUCUGGUGUGCCGGAGCCGGUACCGCCGCCGACACCGAGUUCACCACCGCCCUCAUCUCCUCCCAGCUCGAGCUGCACUCCCUCUCCACCGGCCGCAAGCCCCGCGUCGUCACCUGCAUGACCCUCCUCAAGCAGCACCUCUUCCGCUACCAGGGCCACAUUGGCGCGUACCUCGUCGUCGCCGGCUGCGACCCUACCGGCACCCACCUCUUCACCGUCCACGCCCACGGCAGCACAGACAAGCUUCCCUACGUCACCAUGGGAUCCGGCAGUCUUGCUGCCAUGAGCGUCUUCGAGACGCAGUGGAAGGGGGACUUGUCACGAGAUGAGGCCGUCAAGCUGUGCAGCGACGCCAUUCUGGCCGGUAUCUGGAACGAUUUGGGCUCUGGUUCCAACGUCGACGUUGCCGUCAUUACCAAGGAGAAGACUACCCUGCUACGAAACUAUAUCAAGCCCAACGAGAAGAGCGCGAAGCUGCAGAGCUAUCGCUUCGAGAAGGGCACCACUGCUGUCUUAAACGAAAAGGUUAUCAACAAGGCCGAUCUUAAGCGAUUUGUCACAGUACACGACUUACCGGUUGAGGGCGAGAAGAUGGACGUUGAUACCUAA